GGCUCAACCUCCCAUCUUUUGGACCCCUACCUUACACAAGGCAGGCUUUCCACCCCAUUGCCUCGGAGCCGAGGCCGCGUAGCCAUUGCGGCGGACCGAACCCCGGACAGAAAGAAACCAUCAUGGCACCUCAGCCGCGGAUGCAAAUCCCCGGGUAUUACUACGAUGAGGAAAAGGGCAAAUAUUUCAAAAUCGAAAAAGGCGCCUCGGCACCGCAGACCGCCGCCUGGUCCGCCGACAAUGUCAAGCGCCGGAAGAUCCAGCACCGCGAGGCCGAGGCCGUCGCCGCCCGCCGGGAGCGGCUAAAGCGGCACAUUGUCCGGUCCGCCGCGCUACGGGCCCCGCUCAUCGGCGGCGUUUUGGACGUCGAGCUUGGCGUACGCCGUGAAGAGAGGGCGAGGCUGCGCGUCGACGGUGCGUUCGGCGUCGAGGAUGUUCCUGCCGCGGCGUGGGCCCGGGGGCUCGUUGACAAGGGUGAGGUGCCGUUCGUGCCUAGCUUUGCGAGGCAGAGUUUCCCGAAUAUCCCCUGUUUCUAUGUUGGCGGUGAUGAUGAGAAGACGGGACUUGGGGUUGCGUAUGCGACUUUGGACGAGGAAACUCUGAUAGGGUCUUACAUUCCCACGGAUGACAAUGAGAGGAUAUCCUUCAGUACUGAUGCCUCGAGCCGUCCUGAACGCCGACUAUCACAUCGUCACGAGAUGAUAGGCUGUCCCCAGAUCUCAUCCAUCAACUAUCACCCACAUUCGCAUCGCAUAAUCGUUACAUCCCGCGAGCCAAGUAACACUUGCGACAUCUACCUCUUUUCACCUCCCAAAUCCGCUCGCAACGACGACCGACCUCUCUGGUUACUCGACAGAGCAAACAACCUCCGCCACAUCUCCUUCAACACAGGCCGCCGCGAAGGCGUCGUAAACCAAACAACCCCCGCGCCACCCUCCUCCUCCUCCCUAACCUGCAUCAUCGGCACCUCGUACGGUCUUUUAAAACUCACCUCGGACGAGCGCAUCCACUGGCUCGGCCCGCCGCGCCCUCGACCCGGCCCAGCAGAGGGCUACUUCUUCGACCAGACCUUCCUCCCCUCCAACCCAAACGUCCUCCUCGCCGGUGGCCGCAACCGCGACGUCAGGCUGAUCGACCUGCGCGUAAAGUGGUCCGAGUGGGAUAACAUCCCCGUCGGCGCCACGGCGCACCUGCGCGCCGUGAACCCGCACCAGUUCCUCGCCGCGGGGCCGAGGUCCAAGAUGGCGCUGUUCGAUCUGCGGUACCGCAAGGCGAAGCCCAACGGGACGAAGCCGGUUGUGGAGUUCCCGGGUUUCCGGAACGAGGCGCACAUGCAUUUCGGGUGGGAUGUUAAUGUCGAUUCGGGUGUUGUUGCCGCGGCGCAUGAUGAUGGGCGGCUGGGGCUGUAUUCGCUGCUGUCUGGGCGGAGGUUGCGGUGUCCUGCUGUGGAUGCUGUUAAGGCGAGGACGCCGGUGAAGAGUUGCCAGUUUCAGAAGAUGCCUGGGCGGCGGCACGCGAGUUUGUUUGCGGGCGUGGGACCGAACUUGAAGAUGUUUUCGGUUGGGGCUUUGGGGGUUGAUGAAGAGUGUUGAGGCACAUGAGAUGGAAAGUUGGAUAGAACGAUGAGCCCUAGGAUUACGAGCUCACAUGGACACGGCUGUCUUGGUAGCCAAACUGGGACGGUCGUCAGUUUGGCUGUUGAAAAAAUCAUGUUUACCGCACCUUGAUGCGUUAUUGACGAUGAUGAAGGUGAACUCGAGGCAGCUGCAUGGAGAACAACAACAUUCCGAGCUUAGCCUUCCUCAUACAGCCCUAUUCCUCGCCUCAUAGAAUACGGCAUACUCGGGUAAGGUAAGGAAGCUUGGUUAGCAGAUUUGAAAGCCAAUCUUCCAGCAUCACCAUGGUCAGGAGACACCAAUGUCAGCGAAGGGCCGACGCUGGGUUCCUACCUCCCUGACCCCCUAUUUUUUCAGAAUGUAAACUUGGUCAACUUUAAAACCAUUCGGCUAUAUCUUUUUAACUGUUCUUUCUUUUCCCUUUUGAUGUGGUUUACGGAGUUCG
Messenger RNA from Colletotrichum acutatum, 2061 nucleotides. RefSeq lists its product as uncharacterized. Lineage: Eukaryota; Fungi; Ascomycota; Sordariomycetes; Glomerellales; Glomerellaceae. The coding region runs from base 123 to 1592 and encodes 489 amino acids. Gene Ontology annotation, cellular component: Cul4-RING E3 ubiquitin ligase complex. The transcript is spliced from 5 exons. The record is from RefSeq and is a predicted model, not a curated record. Gene Ontology annotation, molecular function: protein binding.